This is a messenger RNA of Pelmatolapia mariae (spotted tilapia), 1116 nucleotides long. Its product is annotated as immunoglobulin superfamily member 1-like. Gene Ontology annotation, cellular component: plasma membrane. NCBI's taxonomy places the organism in Eukaryota, Metazoa, Chordata, Actinopteri, Cichliformes, Cichlidae. The record is from RefSeq and is a predicted model, not a curated record. Gene Ontology annotation, molecular function: transmembrane signaling receptor activity. The transcript is spliced from 7 exons. The coding region runs from base 1 to 1116 and encodes 371 amino acids. Gene Ontology annotation, biological process: cell surface receptor signaling pathway.
AUGCAGGGCCAGGUUGAAGAGCUUCAGCCGGGGCGGAGGCCAUGGGAGAAUCCAGAGAGAGUGAUUCGCAUUAAGCCCACUGUGACCCUGCAGCCAUCCUGGACUCAGAUAUACAGCGGUGAGACAGUCACUGUCAGAUGUGAGAUUCAGGGAGGUGAAGGAGCUCAGUGGACGUAUGAAUGGAGACCAGACAAGUUAAACACACCUCCAACAUCCAAUGAAUACAGAAUCAUCACAGCUACUGAGUCUGACAGUGGAGGAUACAGCUGCCGGGGCAGAAGGGACUAUUUGGUAACAGAGUGGAGUGAUACCAUCACACUGACUGUAUCAUAUAAACCAAAGGUCAGACUUGGUGCUGAUAGGACAGCUGUUCCAGUAGGGGGCAGUGUGACCCUGACCUGCUCUGUGAGCCCAUCAUCAUCAUCAUCAUCUUCUGGAUGGAAAUACUACUUCUGCAGAGGAGGAAGAGGAGAACCAGUUUACUACACAGAGGACAGUGAGUCAGUCAGGAUUGACACAACUGUGUCAAACAGGCCUGUUGUGACUCUGUAUCCAAACUGGUCUGAGAUAUACAGAGGAGAGACGAUCACUGUCAGAUGUGAGAUCCAUGGAGGAGACACUGAGUGGGAUUAUGAGUGGGAAACAAACAGCAUCAUAAAACCUCCAAAUCAAACUGAAUACAGGAUUAGAUCUGCUUCAUCAUCCAACAGUGGAAACUAUCGCUGUAAGGGCAGAAUGAAAAGUUCACAGCAUAACACAACAGAGUGGAGUGAUUCAGUCACACUGACAGUUUCUGACAAUAAACCCCGUCCUGUCCUCACUGUGUCUCCAUCAUGGCUGAGUCCUGGAGCCUCAGUAACUCUGAACUGUGAGGUUGAACAUCCGUCUGCAGGAUGGAGCUUCUACUGGUAUAAAGCUGUUCCUGAUCUAUCAGAGAAAUCCUCCAGUUAUGAGCUGCUACCUGAUGGCAGUGGGACUGCACAGGACUCCUACAUCAUUCAUGGACAGACACACACAGCAGGAUAUGUGUGCAGAGCUGGAAGAGGAGACCCAGAGUAUCACACUGAUCACAGUCCACCAAAGUUUGUCUGGUCUGCAGGUCUUAGUCUCAUGUGA